AUGGAUCAGAACACGAACCAACACGACGACGCGUGGCUUACACGCGCGAAGAACAACUGCGAGUGGGCGUGCGUGAGAGAUACUUGCAAAGCUGUUUCAGGAAUGUGGAAGCGCGUGGGUGGUCAGACUCCAGUUGGCCUUCUUGAAACUUAUAGAUCGGCUCGUUCUAAUUCCGAUGGAAUGCACAGUGAUCAAGAUGUUCCUGAUUCAGACCAGUCACUAAGGAUUCUCUCAAACCUAGUUGCGGCAGGUGCUUUUAGUUCUAUUGGGCGAACGGAUGAACUAUUAAGUGAACUCCUUAUGUUUACCAAAUCUGUUAUAGCCAUUAAAUCCUCUGAAGCUAUUGACUUGAUAGCAAAGGUAGUAACUUCGAUUAGUGAUGCAUCUGGGAGAGUUCUGUAUGAGUCUACUGCCUGCAUUACAGUCAUGCUGUCUAGAGUUGCUCAGGUGUUGAGAUCAUCUCCUCGAAUUUCAGGCCCAGAGACACUGAAAGAAACAGCUAACAGAAUUUUAGACCAUGCUAAAACAUCUGGUUUAGUGGACCAUUUGUGUCUGUGCUUAGCCACUUCAGGCUCGAGCCUUAUUUCAGGUUCUUCGACUAUGCUACGGGCAGCUUCUGAAGCAUGCAGAGCUGUCUGGUCUUUGAUUAAUGCACUGGAUGUCCUUUUUGUGAAUAAAAGUGCCAUUUUGUUUCCCAUAAAUGCUCUGUGGAGUCCUUCUUUGCAUAGGAUGGAAAUUGUGGAUCAUGAGCAAGAUCCCUUUGUUGAAGCACAAUCAACAAAAGUUGUUGAUGCUAUGACGAGGGCAUUCCUGAAAUCCAAACCUGUUCAGGUUGCUGUUUACUAUUGUUUUCAUCAACGUCUUGAGUCUGCAAUGAGUUGUUGUCUACAGCUUUUGUCAAGGUGCUGCCUACAUAAUGGAAUUAUUCCAGCUCUCCUUUGUGGUCUGCCCAGUUCCCUUCCUGUGACUACUGUUGUUAGUGGCGCAGGUGAUGGAACUAUUGUUUCUGAGGUUUUCUCUGUUUUGUCAAUAUGUAGUUCCUCUAUUAACAAAGCUGCACAGAGUGGAGAACCCAGUAACAUUAAGUGCAAAUUAACCAAUCCUUCUGCUCUGGUUCGCCAUUCAUGUCUCAUUCUUGCAAUAAUUGCACAAUGUUUAAAGUCAAGUGGAAGGAAUUCGGCAAUUUUUAUGCUUACUACCUCACCAAAGAAACAGCUUGCUCGACUUUCAGUGAUUGCUCAUUAUAUUUCUGACGAUAAAACAAAAGUCUCUUUCCAAACUCAAAGUGCAUCAGCCAUGUUGGCUUUGGCAUCCAUUCUAUCCCUUGAAUCUGGGGCUUUGGUUGAGUCUCCAAUAUCUGAAAUUGCUAUGCCUUUAAUUCCUCGAACUUCUGCACUAAGUGACCAUCUUAAAUUUUCAUUUCGCAAUGAAAAUGAAUUGGACCCUGGCAACUUUAGUGGGAAGCUCUCGUAUUGGCAAGGGGUAAGAGAUGGGUGUGUUGGUCUUUUAGAUUCCAGACUCAAGUGGGGAGGACCAUUAGCUGUUCAGCAGUUGUGCGCAACUGGUAUUCCUUUUCUUCUUAUUGGCUUAUUAGGCAAUGAUGUUUUAAAUGAUUCUCAUGGAAAUGAGCGCGUAUAUGAUAGAGUUGGAUUAUCUCCUAUUGGUGUUGUAUGGACAGUAACAUCGAUAUGUCACUGUCUUUCUGGUGGUGCUUUGACUUUUCGUCAGAUUUUGAUUAGGAACGAACAUAUAAAGCUCAUCACCAACUUGAUAUGUGAUGUUCAUCUGAAGUUGGUAAAAUGCUGGAUUGGACCUGGUGGAGGAGGAGCAGGAGUCAGAGAUAUAAUAAAUGCAGUAGUAGAUCUCUUAGCAUUCCCUUUUGUUGCUCUGCAAAAUGCACCUGGCUUGCCAUCAGCCACUGCUUCUGUCAGUAGUGGGUUUCUUCUUAAUGUUGGUUCCCCUGGUCAAAGAGUAUGCAUGGACGACAAGGAUAUAGUUAAGGCAAUAGAAGAAGACAUGGGAAAAUACAUCAAGAUCCUUGUGGAGGUGGGUGUGCCUGGCAUUGUCCUUCGUUGCCUAGAUCAUAUGGAGUUGAAUGAUUUGGGAAGGCCCGUUGCCUUUCUUGCUAAAAUGGUAUGCCACCGACCUUUAGCAUUGCAACUAGUAAGUAAAGGUCUUCUGGAUCCAAAUAGGAUGAGAAGGUUGUUUGACUGUUUGAGUCCAAAAGAGGUCACACUGGAUGCUCUUAUGAUAAUUUCUGAUCUUGCUCGUAUGGACAAGGGAUUCUAUGAGCCGAUUAAAGGUGCUUCUCUUUUGGAGUUCUUAAAAUGUUUUCUUUCACACGAGGACCCCAAUAUGCGUGCCAAAGCUUGCAGUGCUCUUGGAAACAUGUGUCGUCAUAGCGCCUAUUUUUAUAGUUCACUGGCAAGAUAUCAAAUCGUUAGCAUCCUUAUUGAUCGGUGUUCUGAUCCAGACAAACGAACGCGGAAAUUUGCUUGUUUUGCUAUUGGAAAUGCAGCGUACCACAAUGACGUGUUGUAUGAAGAGCUGAGGAGAUCGAUUCCUCAAUUGGCAAAUUUGUUGCAAAUGACAGAGGAGGACAAGACUAAGGCAAAUGCAGCAGGUGCACUUAGCAAUCUGGUUCGCAACUCUGACAAGCUUUGCCAAGACAUUGUGUCCAAAGGAGCGAUUCAGUCUCUGCUGAAGUUAAUUUCUGACUGUGCGGUGUUUGCUCGAAAUCCAAGCAAAAAUGAUUCAGUAAGUGAAUCUCCUUUAAAGAUAGCUCUCUUUUCCCUUGCAAAGAUGUGUGCACAUCCACUCUGCAGACAGUUCAUCCGUUCAUCACCUUUGUUCUCUGUGAUUGGAAGGCUUCAGCAUUCUCCAGAAUCAUCCAUUGCGAAAUAUGCUUCCGUGAUCAUUAGCAAAGUUGCUGAACCUUGAUAUUCGA
Messenger RNA from Gastrolobium bilobum, 2947 nucleotides. Its product is annotated as serine/threonine-protein kinase TIO. Gene Ontology annotation, cellular component: cytoplasm. Lineage: Eukaryota; Viridiplantae; Streptophyta; Magnoliopsida; Fabales; Fabaceae. The record is from RefSeq and is a predicted model, not a curated record. Bases 1 to 2940 code for a protein of 979 amino acids. Gene Ontology annotation, molecular function: protein binding. The transcript has 9 exons.